UUGCUCUAAUUAUAUUUGAUAUCCCAGAUUCAACUACAACUGAAUUAACUGCAACUUCAACUUCUUAUAUCGAUACGACUCUAGCAUCCCAAAACGUUACAACAAAUAAAGCUCAACAACCAAUAAGCGUAACACAAGAGACCAGUUCAGUACAAGCAACAGAUAAAACACAUGACGCAAAUACAGUGGAAACUACAACAGAUAUGACUUCAACGAAGUUAACAAUACGUCAUACAACUAAGAGUCACGUGACUUCUAAUGUGGCUAGUGUGACAAAAGAACCUGACAUUAAUACGAGUAUCAAGUCAGAUCAAACAAACAUAACUAAAGAUAUAACAGUUAUCCCUGAAGAUGGGACAUCUAUUUCAGUCACAGCAGAAACUAAAACUAUUAAUAUGAAGACGUCAGAGCCGGGUAUCAAACCAAUAACCAAUGUAGAAACAUCGACCGCAAAAUCAUUCGUAACCACAGAGUAUAAAACAAAACCAGCAGAUAAGCAAUCAAAAGCACAACAAAUCACUCUUACCACUACAGGAUAUCAAACAAAAGUACAAACUACCAACGGCUCAAAAAAUCCAACGACCAACCCCGUCUCCACAUCAACCUUAAGCACUACUAAGAAACCAACAAAAACCAGGACAAGUACAAUCAAGUCAACUGCUACUGCUACGUCAUCGGCAUCCUUUACUGAAAAGCCAACAAAAAUCUCAACACUGAAAUCAGAUACAACUAGCGUUACAUCAGCAUUGAGAUCAACCACAAAACCAGCAAAAACAAAUACAACAACACCGCGUACUACCAAACAAUUAACUACUACAUCCACCUUAACAUCGCAGUCAAGAACAACUACAGAGCCUACAGAAAAGACGAAAACAACAAAAAAAUUAAGAACAACAACCACCACGUUACUGGUAAGAUCGACAACAAAACCGACAAAAAUUUCGACAGCUUUACCAGCGUCUACCAAAAAAUCAACCACAACUGCCGCCACAUCUCCACCCAGCUCAACCAAACAAUCAGUCUCUACGACAGCGUUUAGAUCAACAAGAUUGACCACCACUCAAAAGAAAAUGACCAGACCAACAACAGAAUCUUCAACAAGAAAAGCGACAACAAAAACACGUUUUAAAACAACUAAACCCGCUCCGCAAACUACGUCAACCACAAUAACAGCUCGGCCUUCUGCUCCUAGUACAAAGUCCUAUCAAACAACUUUACGAAAUUUUGAUUUUUUUAAUAAUACCAUAAAUGAAGACGUAUAUGUAAUUACGACACUUUCGACAAAUGACACAGAUAUUCCUAAUAUAAUAGUAGUUGGACGACAAUCCGCCUCUGAUGAUCCGCCCGUCCGUACUCUUUUGAUCGGACUAGCAGCAGGGGUGGCCAUAGGACUUGUGAUUGUUGUUGUAGGGUGUUAUCUGUGGAUUCGAAGGAAGCGCAGGAAGGACCUAGAAUGUGAUGAAAUGAUGCCCAUCACAGGAACAGGCUCUCAAGAAUGGUAAAUGAUCUCAAUUUCAAUAAACUGGAAAGAAACUGACUCCGAUAGAUUUUUUUUCAAUUUAACUAAAGGAAACGGUUUAUUAAUUUUUUUUUCUCAAUUCUUAAUUCUGAUGGCGUUUAACAUCGGCCAAGGAAAGAGCGCUGUGUGUUAAUUUCAACAAUGAUCUGAUUUGUUAAAAUUCGACGUGUGAUUUUCAGAGUAAUGUUCAAGUACUAGUACUUAGACUUAUUGUGUUAAUGUAAAAUAGAUGGCAUAAAACAUAUGUUUUUCUUUCAAUGGAUAAUAUCAAAUGUUGUUCUUUUAACUUUCUUCAUUUUGAAUGAUAUACAUGUAUAACUAAAUGUGUUUAUUUGCUGUAGAUAAAUUAUGAUUUAAUGA
Saccostrea cuccullata (small rock oyster) is the source of this 1879-nucleotide messenger RNA. RefSeq names its product salivary glue protein Sgs-3-like. NCBI's taxonomy places the organism in Eukaryota, Metazoa, Mollusca, Bivalvia, Ostreida, Ostreidae. The transcript has a single exon. The record is from RefSeq and is a predicted model, not a curated record. The coding region runs from base 204 to 1502 and encodes 432 amino acids.